AUAAGUUCAUAGACGUCGUGCGUUGUCAACUGACAAUUGUAAACCAUACGCCCCGUUGCUCAUCACCAAGCACACCCACAAGCGGUUCUGUAUAAUAAUAAGGACAGAAUAUUAUUAACGUUGGGCACUGCUGACAGUAGGGUUAACACGUUAUUCGGGCACGAGCCCGCUUUCCUGACACCCAGCAACACUAAUACUUUGACAUCCCUACCCACUUCCUUCCCAUACCGUGAUCCUUUUCGAUAAUACUGUGAGCGGAAUUUGUUUGUCAGAGAUGGUGAAUGAAGCAGUUGCGGUAUCUUUGACGGCGGGCUGAGUUGGGGUCUGCUCCUAUGGCCAUGGAGUCCAGCAAGGGCAAAAACCGUAAUGGAGCAAACGCGGUCAAAGCGAAGACGUUUUCGAUAACUGAUGGGCGGGAGGUGGUCGCAAAAUUACGCACCCUCCAAUUGGACGGUGUAAAUCAGCAGGCGCUUGCGACCAGCAUUGCUCUAUUUAGUAAGCAGCUAAAUAGCUAUGAAAACUUGCUUGGCGUGCAAGCUUCUCUGGCGAAUGGGCUCAGCAAUGGCGAGGCUUUAGCAGACCGUCGCGCGGGUUCGUCCAGCGUACUGCUACCGGGAGCAGACCCCAAGCCUGCACAUGACGUCAACACCCUCCCAGACGUAUUCUCGGUAGCCGACCCCGCGUUGGACCCCGAGCAUGUCCGAGCUUUAGCUUGGCAUGCAAACUGCCCCCAGGAAGCAGUCCGAAAGGAGCUCCGUGCCUUUCAGAAGGCUUGCAGUGACCGCCUCUCCCUGGCUGCAAAGCGGAUAAAGCUCAGCGAACAGGACUCGCCAGCGACUGGCGCCAAGCCCAUGCCACGGGUCCCGAAUGGCUUCACUCCAUCAGCCAUCCGGAGCGCCAGCAGCCCCGCUUCAAUCCCCAGCGGCGGCAACACACAGCGCCACCACAACAACCAACAACAUCAAUAUAAAAAGCAACAGGAUCUGCCGCCUGCAGGGUGCACUGUCAGCCUGGACGCCGUCCAUGGCGCGACAGAUGACUAUGCAGCCCGUACGGCCCAGCUAGCCAAGCUGGAAACCCUGCUGUCUCCCGAGACAGGUGGCAUCAGGGGCACGCCGUUUAGCACGGUGGGCAUGUUCCAGCAGCUGCUGCUGGGCUGCUGCGGAGACUGGUCUGUACGGCAGGCGCUGCUGCGGGCGCUGUGCCGUACCGCCCCCGAUGUGAGCUGGCGGCUGCUGCAGAGCUCCCGAGUGCUGGAGGCGCUGCAGGGAUGGAUGCAGGAUGCCGUAUCCGACCGUCAGGCCACCAUGUUGCGACUGCUGCUGCACACGCUGGGGCGGCUGCCCAUGCGGAGGGACCUGCUCAAGGGUUCCCGGCUGGAAGCGGCGUUGGAGGCCCUGGCUGGCAGCGGCGGGAGCGGUGGGAGCGGGAGUGGCCGGGGGCAGCGGACCACUGCAGGGGCGGGGGCAGCAGCAGGUGCAGCAGCAACAGCAGGUGGAGGUGCAGCAGCUGCAGGUUGUGAUGGCGAGGCGUGUGCGGCUGACAUGCGGCAGCGGUUCGGGAGUGCGGCUGCUGCGGUGCUGGAGGAGUGGCGGAGGGACCCGGAUGCGGCUGCCAUAUUGAGGCGGGCGGGCGGACUAGCUGCUGCUGCUGCUGCUGAGACGGCGGGAGCUCCCGUCCGCCCUACCACCAGCACCACCACCUUCUCCUCCAACGGCCCCACCUCCACCGCCCCCGCCAACAAUACCGCCAGCUUCCCGGGUUCCCGGCUUCUGCUGGGUCCUAGGGCGGCAGCAGCAGCAGCCGGCGCUAUGCGGCAGGAGGGAGGCAGUAGCAGUGGCAGCAGCAGCAGCCUUGCUCGAAAGCGGUUAGCGCCGUCAUCGCUGCUGCUACAGCGGCAGCAGCAGCCGCAGCAGCAGCAGGACAGGGUUGGGGGGGCAACCGGCCGUGGAGUCGCCACUGACGGUGGCGGCAGUGAGAAUGGGAGUGGAGGUGUACCUAGGCCGGCAGCGGUGCCAACAGCGGCGACAGCGGCAGCGGCGGUGGCUCCCGUUAGGGAUAUGACUGCUAAGCUGGGCGAUAAAGGUGGGUCGGAUGGGUCGCAUGCAGGCACGCAAAAGGUGGGUCGGAUGGGUCGCAUGCAGGGCCGCAAAAG
Astrephomene gubernaculifera is the source of this 2155-nucleotide messenger RNA. The record is from the annotation of a GenBank genome assembly. NCBI's taxonomy places the organism in Eukaryota, Viridiplantae, Chlorophyta, Chlorophyceae, Chlamydomonadales, Astrephomenaceae.